Messenger RNA from Alligator sinensis (Chinese alligator), 966 nucleotides. It is a transcript of the gene CFAP300, whose product is annotated as cilia and flagella associated protein 300. The transcript has 7 exons. The coding region runs from base 145 to 747 and encodes 200 amino acids. Lineage: Eukaryota; Metazoa; Chordata; Crocodylia; Alligatoridae. The record is from RefSeq and is a predicted model, not a curated record.
GCGGCGCAGGCCUUCGGCUUCGACCAGUGCUUCGAGCGGCCCCGUCGGGAGCACUUCGUCCUGGACUUUUUUAAUGAUCCAAAUGUGAACUCCAAUUUGAAGUUGCUUUCAGGUUCUGGAGAGUGGACUACAUUAGGUACCAACAUGAAAAAUAUUGAAGCUACAGUUGUUCCUUGUACACAAGUUUCCAUGUCAUUUUUUGACCGAUUGUACACUGAAGGAGUUGUUAGAGAGACUGGCCAUAUUGUGAAGUGUUAUGAUGAGUAUUAUGAUGACAUUCCCAUCUCAGAUGAGUUAAGGAAGGUUUUGCUCCUGGAAGACUCAGACCAUUUUGAUUUAUUCAGCCAGUCAGAACGUGAGGAGUUUCUCUUCCGUCUUUUUAAACAUCUUUGCCUUGGAGGAACACACUGUCAAUUUGAAGAUGUACUUGAUCCAUACUUAGAAACUACAAAGGCGUUAUAUAAAGAUCUUGUGAGUGUUCAAAAGCAUCCUGAAACAAAGGAAAUAAGUGUUACAUCUACGGUCUUCAAAGUUGCUGCCUAUGUGCCCCAGGAGCAGGGGGAAAUUCCAGAGCCUCUGCUGUCCCACUUUAGCCAGGCUGCCCAGGGAAUUGGGCUCAGUUCAGGACAGUGGCAGUGGUGGUACCAGGAUCUGCCCCAUGGAAGCUCCUCACAUCAUAUGCAAGGGCACCAGUGGACUGGACAAAAUGGAGAUGGAACUAUAAUCCAAGUUCUUCUUCCCAGGUGAGUGCCUUAACCAUCUGGGUAGAGCCAUGCUCUCUCUUUGGCCCAAUGUAUGUUGAAUUCUUUUAUUUAAAGUGCAAUAGUUGCAAGAGGAUAAAUGGAGGUUUCAGUCCCCCUAAGUUCAUCUAAAUUUCCCACUUUUUGCAUGAGCCUGAAUUGUGCAUGAGGGGAGCAGCAGCAUUCAUCCCCCAUUCCCCACACUUGCAUUAAAAAAAAAAGUACC